Messenger RNA from Danio aesculapii, 3627 nucleotides. RefSeq names its product gastrula zinc finger protein XlCGF8.2DB-like. Gene Ontology annotation, molecular function: DNA-binding transcription factor activity; RNA polymerase II cis-regulatory region sequence-specific DNA binding. Gene Ontology annotation, biological process: regulation of transcription by RNA polymerase II. NCBI's taxonomy places the organism in Eukaryota, Metazoa, Chordata, Actinopteri, Cypriniformes, Danionidae. Bases 1109 to 2119 code for a protein of 336 amino acids. The transcript has 4 exons. The record is from RefSeq and is a predicted model, not a curated record.
AUGCAAAGUAGAAAUCAGUGGUCCCUUUAUUAAAGAUUGUUUAAUUCUUAAUUUUUGAAGCUGCUAGUUGACGAAAACAGUGCCGUUUUAAAAUGUCCAAGUCAUUCAGAUUGUUAAUCAGUAGAAUAAAUCAGGCUUUACUUUUCUGUUUCAUUGAUUGUAUUUAAUAAGCAUUAUAAUUAUUGUGGGCUAGUUUGCAAUGGCAAUACUCAACUAUUUAGAGCAAGGUAGGACCCUAAAGUCAUUCUGCUUAGGGCCCCCAAAUGUACAGGGCUGCCAACAACGCACCUUAACACAUUUCUUUUCUAGACCGCUACACCUUAGAUUGAUUGUAGACAUUCCCAUGGUGUCAACUAAACCUUUUUCAUGUCCAUCUGAUGUGGACUUAUAAAAUAAGAGCCCUUUAAACCUUACACAAAACACUGUUUGGCCUUGAUUAAAAUAAAACUAUUAGAUAUCACAGGAUACCUAAUCACAAAACCAAAAUAAAGGUAUUGAGGUGCAAAUGUCACGCUAUCCUGACUGAAAUAUAACGUUAGCCAUUACUCUUUCAUGAAAGCAAGUUAAAAGUUAAGCUAAGCUAAAUUAAGUUACUAUAUUCUAAAACGCUUAACGUAGUUUAAACAUUUUUUAAUAAAAUAUAAAGUCAACCCGAAACACUUAAUAAUAGGUGCACUCCCAAAACAAACCACUUACUAUUUCCCCUGACUGAAUAGCCGCAAUUCUUCUGAACCUACAGGCAGCCAAUCAGCUUUCUCAGAGCCACCUACAGGCAGCCAAUCAGCUUUCGCUGAUCAGCGUGCAGGCAAAUAUUCCGCCCACGGCGCUUAUUCUGAGGCGGAGAUCGGAGAGAGCUGAGUUUUGCUGUUUGACGUUCAAUUGGUUAAAUUCCUCUGAUGUUACGGGUGUUGUUCGUCUAUUCAGACUCGAUGCUACGCUGUAAACACUCUUGUAAUGUCUUACUCACGGGUUAUCUGGACACCUUUCAUUUGUAUCUCCAUCUAAUUCAUUCACUAAGAGUGAAGCUCCUCCUCCUUCAGUUCAGCUAUAAAUACUGGAAUAUUCCCAUCAGGCUCAAGUGAAGAGUUUACUGAAGGACAGCGAGAACAUGAGUGAUCCAGAACCCUGCAGAAUUAAACAUGAAGAUACUGAACAACAAAUAGACCUAAUUGAAGAAAAUGUGGUGAGUAAAGAGGAGGAACAUCAUGUCAAAGUUGAGGAAAAAAAUCAUUUACAGACUUGCGGUAUUUUGAAAACGAGACACAAAAAUCAUUUCACCUGCACUCAGUGUGGAACAAGUUGUGAAGGAAAAGGCAAUCUUAAGAUUCACAUGAGGAUCCACACUGGAGAGAAACCAUUCACCUGCACUCAGUGUGGGAAAAGUUUCGGCCGAUCAUCCAACCUUAAUCAACACAUGAGGAGCCACACUGGAGAGAAACCAUUCACAUGCACUCUCUGUGGGAAGAGUUUCAGCCAUUCAUCAAACCUUAACAAACACAUGAAGACCCACCCUGAAGAGAAACCAUUCACAUGUACUCAGUGUGGGAAGAGCUUUAGCCAAUUAUCAAACCUUAAUAAACACAUGAUGAUCCACACUGGAGAGAACCCAUUCACAUGCACUCUCUGUGGGAAGAGUUUCAUCUUCUCAUCAAACCUUAACAAACACAUGAAGACCCACACUGGAGAGAACCCGUUGACAUGCACUCAGUGUGGGAAGAGCUUUAGCCACUCAUCAAACCUUAAUAAACACAUGAAGAUUCACACCGGAGAGAAACCAUACACAUGCACUCUCUGUGGCAAGAGUUUCAUCUUCUUAUCAAAUCUUAACAUACACAUGAAGAUCCACACUGGAGAGAAACCAUUCAUAUGCACUCAGUGUGGGAAGAGCUUCAGCCGAUCAUCCAACCUUAAUCAACACAUGAAGAUCCACACUGAAGAGAAACCAUUCACCUGCACUCAGUGUGGGAAGAGUUUCAGCCAUUCAUCAUCCGUUAAUCGACACAUGAGGAUGCACACUGAAGAGAAACCAUUCAUAUGCACUCAGUGUGGGAAGAGUUUCAGCCAUUCAUCAUCCAUUAAUCGACACAUGAGGAUCCACACUGGAGUAGGCAUAGGAUGAUAACCAGGGCUUGACAUGAACUUGUUUGAUCAUCAGCCACUGUGGCAAGUAGGCACUCAUUACUAGGCACUCGCCAUUUUCACUAGCCACAAUUUUGUUUGUUGGGAAAAUAUAUUUAAUAUGUAUAAAUAUGACUUUGACACGCUAAAAUGACUUGAUUUAGAUUUUGUGUUAUGUCCACAUGCUUCCUUUUGUCAUGGAUUCAUAGUGUCAUAUUACAAUUAGUUUUUAUUUCACAUGACUUUUCAGACGAAAUUUAUCUCUGACCACACCAAACAUAAUUAUUUCUUAUCCACAAAAUUUAAAUGUCAAAACAAGCAAAAUAUAUCUGUAUACUAAUACUUUUAAUUUAACAAAACAUUUCUUAAAAGUACAAGAACAAUUGACGUUUAAAAAUGAAUUAUUGUCAUAUAUCUAAAACUACGCACAGCAAUCUGUCCAGGCUAAACAUCACCAGUUAACUACACAUAAAUGUGGAGCUAAUCUCAUAUUAGAGCAAUGUUAUUGUAAAGGAUGAUAAUGAAACCAUAUGAACAAAAAUAACUAAGCAAAAGAAAGCAGGUGAAAAAUAUUCUCUGUGUGAUAAUGAAAGGAUGAUCACACACAAGGUUAACGUUAGGCCAAUUAAUAAUCUGUUCAAAGAAUGGUAAAAGCGAAAGCAACUGGUGCUGCUUACCAAAAGACAAAUCUGGAGCUCUUGAAAGCAGCAAGACUGUGGAUGCAAGAGCAUCACUUUCUGUUUAAAAAGAGAACCGAACACGCCAGUUGUGUUUCUAGGCACGGUUGUUUCAAGCAAGGAAACUGGAGUGUGCACGCAUUUCAAGAGUUCCCACUUAGAUAUGCUUGAGGUAUAAAGCAGGUUUGGCAUGCUGUCCCGGAAGAGAACCCUGAGCUCGGAGAUAUUUGAGCCCAGGGCUCCCGCCCGGUCGAUAAGCAUAUCAGGAGAUCCGAGAUCAGGUAGGUCUCGAGAGCUCCCCAUUUAGAAAAGGGAGGAAAAGGAGGAGAUGGGGUGGAAGGGGGGGAUUCUUCCAAACGAAGAUAGAAACAGUAGGGAGAAAAUGAUCCAUUUAUAGUAAACUAGGCUCACUCUGAUUGGAUUAUUACUGAUUACAGAUGAGUGGCCAGACGUGCUCAAUCAUAUCACGUGCUCCUCUCCAAAUUAGUUUAUGAAACUUCCCUUUAAACCGUUGCGCGCAUCACAUCACGAGUAAUGAUCCUCUCAUUCAGUAUUCACCUGCUUACGCAAACACAAUUAGUUUUGUCUGUCUUGCUGCUUCUUAAUUAUAAGAUCGCAUUUGCAUGCAUAUUUGGCCAUCUUUAUAGUCGAACCCCGCAAUUAGGAAAGCUACAAUUUAAAAAUAAUUGUCAAACAGCCAAAGUGGCUAGUGGCGGUGGCUGUCUAACCCGCUACAGGGGAAAUCUACCCGCAUUUGGCAGGUGUUAAUGUCAAGCCCUGAUGAUAACCAUUUUUAAGGUACACCGCAGUUUGUAAAAGUCAAGGUUUUAAA